This is a messenger RNA of Suillus bovinus, 1146 nucleotides long. RefSeq lists its product as uncharacterized. The record is from RefSeq and is a predicted model, not a curated record. The transcript is spliced from 7 exons. Bases 108 to 917 code for a protein of 269 amino acids. Lineage: Eukaryota; Fungi; Basidiomycota; Agaricomycetes; Boletales; Suillaceae.
GUAUAAUCAGAUAUCAUUAGCUGGUUAAUAUAUCUGAUUUCCUUCUUACCGUCACGAAAAUUGACAGUCACACAUAGACUGCGAGAUCAUUCGGCACUUUCUCCUCGAUGGCAAGAAAAAUCCUGAAACUCGGAAAUGGACAAUACUUGGGCAAAGUUUGGAGGCUUCUGUGCCGCCACUUACCUUCCGAAUUUCACAGUGCUAACCUAAAGGAAGUCUUCAUUGCUCGCGGUAUCCCACCCAUGGUCAACUCUCCCGACGCAGUUUACGAAGCCCUCGUUGUGAAGGUGGAAGAACCAAACAAGGUUUACUAUGCAAAGUAUUCCCAAGAUGUUCGAAAUAUCUUAGGUUUCCUAGAGGGCAACAAUGUAGUCAUUCCGAACAGCGGGAAUAUGACGGUCUCAAAUUGGCAACAACUCGACCUGCAGUUUGGAUUGCAUAGUAGAGCUCGUGUUCCGAGCGAUCACAGACUUAGACAUGUUGGGAAGCUCUCAUAUGGGCUUAUCGACAGUAUACACAGAACACAGCACUUUGACACCAACCCGAUUUACGCAGUGCUUCACGAGCCUAUCUACUGCCAAGGGCGCAGGCACAAGGCAGGCUGGUCUGCACAGCGCGUCAUCCAGAAAAACGACAGGUUUGUCUGGGAAAAAGUGAGGCUCAUGUCCGAUGAUGUUCCCAUUUACUUCACGGGGCAGAUGAUAUUCCCUGACACGUUCGAGGACUAUCAUUAUCUACGUCCACUGCAGGGCGUGGUCGAACUGUUGGCUUAUGAUGAAGAUUGGCCUAUGCGACAAAGAGGCUUCGAAAAAGAACCAAGUAAAAGUAAACGCUGUAACGUAGCGUUUGUCAUCGGCAACCUAUCACCAAUCAGAGUUUCCAUGACGGUAUACGCAAGUACACGGAAAGCAUUUUAAUGACCCUUUUCGAGCUGUCUAAACGGGAGUGCGAUUAGAACAAAUUUCCCUGAAGCAGCGAGUAGCCUGUGAUGUGGCAUUUUAGGAUCGAGAUAGUACAGAGAUGAUCUUUGCUACAGGGUUGAUGAUAUCUACAGCCAUUGCGUAAAAGCUUUCUUUACUUGUACUGAACAGCAGUUCAGGAAUCUGUAUCAGAACUCAAUGGAAGUCUUCAAAAUCAGGUCAUGAA